AAACACAAACACAUCAGCCGACAGUCAAGAGCGCGGUUGCCUGUUCAUCCGAAUUCAAACCACCUGCCCUAUCGAUCGAUUUCGGCCGGGCAGGAGCGCCGUUGAGUGGCUGAGAGGCCUGCAGGGGUUCGAGCGGAUCUUCAUGCUCUCUGUCAGCGGGAUCUCAUGGACGACGGACAGUGGCAGAGCGACGGCCCAGUGAGGCGGGGAGGAGUAACCGACCCUGACCUCCUAAAUGACUCUGACUCCAGCCGCAGCCCAGACGAAAACCAGGACCGACUGGUGGAGGAAGCGGAGGAGGUCGAACAGGGGCCCCGUGGUGGACAGAGGCCCCUCCGACAGGAUAAUACUAAUAACAACGGUGAUGACGAAGAUUAUGAUAGCUCCAAAGUAGAGGACGAGGAAGACGAGGAGGAGGAAGAGGUGGAUAUUAACAGUGGCGCAUACUCUCCAGAGCUGGAUGGACACAUCCGAGACUCACCAACACCCAGCCCCAGUCCCACAGUGUCAGAGGGGCUUGUGAGCCCUGAAGGGACGCCUCACGGUGAUGCUGGAUCACCCCAGGGCUUCGCUCGCUCCCUGGUGGCGUCUCUCCAGGAGCUGGGGGAGCAGGGAGACCACCCUCUUCUGCCACAGUGCCUCCAUCAGAUUGCAGAGUCAUAUGUGCGUGAGGAGGACUAUGAGAGAGCAGUCAGGUUCAUACAGUUAGAGAGACUCUAUCACGAACGUCUGCUGUCUAACCUCGCCGCCCUACAGAAGCAGUGGGAGAGGAGAUGGAGUUUGGUUGGCCAGUGUCAGGACGGUCCAGAAGACAGAGACAGUGACCUGGAUGCUGAACACCAGGAGAAACUGAGACACAUCUGCAGAACACACAGACAACCUGCAUGGAGCGUUAAGAAAUGUGAGCUGUCCAAAGUGCAAAGGAACAGUGUGAUCAGAGAAACACAGGGAGGAGAGCAAAACCUGAACACGCAAGAGCUUUCAUGCCGCUCAGGGAAGGCUAUGGAGGAUCAGAGUACAUGUGAGGCACAACAGGAAGUCAUCCAGCCUGACGAUUGUAGCAGGACUGCCCCACAAUCCCUCCAGAGCGAACAGCAGCAUGACCCCUCCCCCUCCUCGGCAGUGACAGCCUGUGAGGAUGCAGGAGCAGAAGAGGAGAGCGGGAGUGUGGCAGCUUCCCACAGGGAUGCCGCACCAGAGCCCCAGUCACCAAUGGACGCUGCUCAACCCCACAACACAGAGGCCCAGCCGCCUCAGACGGACACUGAUGGCCCCGGAGUGGUGAUGGAGGGAACGGUGGACACUGUGGAUACGGGGCAGGAUGAGGUGGAGCCCGUCCCACACACUAAGCAGGUUCCUCUGGAGCAGGACGUUCCAGAGAAAACACUAGAGUUGGAGCUAGAGGAGAACGGGAACGGAGUGGAGUCGCUGGAUAUUAUGAAUGUGUCCAUGCUGGAUGACAUGGCCAAACGCAUACAGGUGGAAGAGAUCACUCCAGCUGCUGGUCUUGUGUCUAUCUUGAAGAGAAGAGUCUCUCUGGAAGGAGCCAACAGCUCUGUCCCUGCCGCCCCUAAACCGGUCUCUAAACGAAAGGUCCGUUUCCGAGAGCCUGACGAGGGCCUGGACCAUGAUGAGGUGGGCGGAGACUCCUGGCUGCUCCUCCUCUUGUUGUGCUUGGCUACCGUGGUGAUCAGUGUGGGCGGGACUGCGCUCUACUGCACUUUCGGAGACGCCCAGUCCAGUGUGUGCACAGACUUUUCCCAUAAUAUGGACUUCUACAUAGGACAGGUGCAGAGGGGCAUGGAUGAAGUCAAACACUGGCUGUCCCCGAGCUCAUAGCAGGACGGGACGACUCGUUUUCUUCUCCGUUUCUUCUUCUCAGUAGCCUCAGUGAUCUUUAAUGCUGAGAUCUCCUCAUACAAAGGCCUUUGCUGGGUCACGCUGUCCCGGAUGAAGCCCAAACGAGCCCGUCUGUCAGGUCCUAAAGGGGACGUCCAGCCCCUGCACAGCAAACCUCUUUGGCCAGUUUUUGACUCAAGUAGCCCACUGUUUACUGCCGUCAACUGAACCUCAUAUGACUUCAUUUUUAAAGUCUUAAAUUUAAAAUCGUAAUACUUGGUUGACAGAGUUGUGUCUUUUAUUUAUUUGAAAAUUGAAUGACCAUCAUGGUACUGAAGAUAUAAUAAUGGACAUAAUCAUCUGUAGCCUGGACGUAGCAUUUUCCUGUGGUGGGUUUGGACUUAUGGAAAGAUGUUUAUAGGGACAGAAAAGCAAUACAUGUAUAUUGAGGAGCUAUAGAUAUAGAUAUAUAGAUACAGUCAGCAGAGAGGCAAAGUCUCGGUUAUCAUAGUUAUCCAUUUAUUAAUAUAGGAAAACAAAAAUAAUUUUUCAGUAGAUUCAGCAACAUUGUCAUUAUUAAAAAGUUAAAUCACUGAAGAUAAUCAAUAUAUUUUCUUUAAAAAAAUCUGUCAGAUUCUGUACAUACAGUUGACAGUGUUGUGUACCAUCCAUC
This is a messenger RNA of Sinocyclocheilus anshuiensis, 2512 nucleotides long. Its product is annotated as consortin-like. Gene Ontology annotation, molecular function: connexin binding. Gene Ontology annotation, biological process: positive regulation of Golgi to plasma membrane protein transport. The record is from RefSeq and is a predicted model, not a curated record. The transcript has 11 exons. Bases 166 to 1839 code for a protein of 557 amino acids. Gene Ontology annotation, cellular component: plasma membrane; trans-Golgi network; transport vesicle. NCBI's taxonomy places the organism in Eukaryota, Metazoa, Chordata, Actinopteri, Cypriniformes, Cyprinidae.